CUAUGCUAAUUGUCCUCCUUGCCUUGGCUAUCUUUGUGACAUUAUGUGAUGCUUUUUGCACAUAUCUUCCUUUGGAGAUCCGUUUAGGGAUUCCAUUAAAAGGUUGCAGGGAUGACAGAGGCAAAAUGCACAAAUUUAACUCUGAAUGGGACCAGGAUUGUAUGCAUUGUGUAUGUCAUGAAAGUAGUGGAAUAAUCUGCUGUAGCAUGACAUUGAGGCCUAUGCUAUAUGAUAAAGAGAAAUGCACAGAAAUUUUCAAACCAGAUAAGUGUUCUUAUAUAGCUGUAGAGAGAAACAAUCCUUCUGAACUCUGUCAAGUCGGAUACUAUAUGGGUUAAGAACUCCGUCUCCUCCUUAAGAUGUUGCUGACAGUCAUCCCAAUGGAACUUGCCCAUGCUGGAAGCAAUGGCCCUUUCCUUGGAAUUCAGAGCAUCAGAGGCUGGGAACCAUGUUGAUAUUGGCUUGAAUCUUCAUUAUAUUGAAAGCAUUGUCAAGUCUUAGGCACACUGAUUUAAACCAUAAAGCACCACCUCUCUGGCCUGUGAGAUCCUCUAGACACCUAGCUUGUGCUCCUAUCUCCUGUAAUCUGUAAUCUGUAGUCUGAUGAAUUCCCAAAGAAAUAUAUUGUCCUAUAGCAUGAAA
This is a messenger RNA of Sarcophilus harrisii (Tasmanian devil), 642 nucleotides long. RefSeq names its product beta-microseminoprotein-like. Lineage: Eukaryota; Metazoa; Chordata; Mammalia; Dasyuromorphia; Dasyuridae. Bases 3 to 338 code for a protein of 111 amino acids. The transcript is spliced from 3 exons. The record is from RefSeq and is a predicted model, not a curated record.